Molecule: messenger RNA, 1929 nt
Organism: Cornus florida
Lineage: Eukaryota; Viridiplantae; Streptophyta; Magnoliopsida; Cornales; Cornaceae
Product: calmodulin-binding receptor-like cytoplasmic kinase 2
Exons: 6
Coding region: 118-1443 (441 amino acids)
Biological process (GO): protein phosphorylation
Molecular function (GO): ATP binding; protein kinase activity
Source: RefSeq, a predicted model, not a curated record
UCUCAAUUCCAGCUGCGCAAAUUAACCUCAACCCCUAUAGAAAAAUCAAAGUCUUCUUCGCUGAUUAAUUAUCAUCCAACCGACUACCCGCCAUUUCCCCGAACUCUCUCCGAGACAAUGAGAAGCCCCAACUCAAUGGACGAUGGCCGAAACCCUGGCUCCGGCGCAGGGAGCACACCGGACCGUAUGACCAAGUCGCCGAGCUCCGUCUCCGUAUACUCCUCCUCGUCCUCCGCCUACAAGUCAACUCCAGGCCGCGCCGUCAAGAUCGCCGCUAAAUCGGUCGCCGGAGUUUUUGUCGCUUGUUUCACUCCGCCGGAGGUCAAGACGUCGAAGAAUUGGGACGAUUCUUUUGAAGCUAAACCUCCUUCUGAUGUAUCAGACGCAUCUGGUGGUGGUAGUGAAAGGAAGCGUGGUUCAAAUCGUGGGAUCUAUAGCAGUUCAAACAAUUCAACACACUCGAGAGAGCCUGGUGGUAUAAAAUUUACCAUGGCAGAAAUCUCUAAGGCCACGAGAAACUUCUCCCCCACCUUCAAAAUUGGACAAGGUGGUUUUGGGACAGUUUACAAAGGACGACUUGAAGAUGGAACCCUUGUUGCGGUUAAACGUGCUAAAAAGAGUGUAUAUGAUAAACAUUUGGGUGUGGAAUUUCAAAGUGAGAUUCGAACUCUGGCACAAGUGGAACAUCUGAAUUUGGUCAAGUUUUAUGGGUGUUUGGAGCAUGGAGAUGAAAGAAUUGUUGUCGUGGAGUAUGUUCCAAAUGGAACUUUAAGAGAACACUUAGAUUGCAUUCGUGGCAAUAUUCUUGAUCUUGCUGCCCGGCUUGAUAUUGCAAUAGAUGUGGCCCAUGCAGUUACCUAUCUCCAUAUGUAUACAGAUCACCCCAUCAUUCAUAGAGAUAUCAAGUCUUCUAACAUUCUCCUCACGGAAAACCUUCGAGCCAAAGUGGCCGACUUUGGGUUUGCUCGACUGGCAGCAGACAGUGAUUCUGGUGCAACCCAUGUAUCUACACAAGUAAAAGGAACUGCUGGCUACUUAGACCCCGAAUAUCUGAGAACCUAUCAACUUACUGAGAAAAGUGAUGUUUAUUCAUUUGGUGUGUUGUUGGUGGAACUAGUCACUGGCAGGCGCCCUAUUGAACCUAAACGGGAGCUGAAGGAGCGCAUAACUGCAAGAUGGGCCAUGAAAAAGUUUUCUGAUGGAGAUGCGGUGUUAAUAUUGGAUCCUAGGCUGGAAAAAAAUCCUGCAAAUAAUUUUGGUCUAGAAAAGAUUCUUGAACUAGCCUUGCAAUGUUUAGCUCCUCACAGACAAAAUCGCCCCACCAUGAGGAGGUGUGCCGAGGUCCUUUGGAGCAUCCGCAAAGAUUACAAAGAGGUAUCAGCUUCAGACAUCCAUUCACUCUCCUCUCGUUCCCUUAUGAGUUCUUCGAUAAGAGAAGAAUAAGCAAAUGUAUGCAAUUCAGGGCAAGGGUUCAAUAUUGGUGAAGUUCAAUUUGCAGUGGAUAUAGAAUUGUAAAGGGAAAACAUAUUGGGAGAACCAAUAUGUAUUAUAUAUAUUUCGGAGAACCAAUUGCUUGAGCAUCCAUGAAGGAUUUCAUGGUAGAAGAAAGCCAAUAAAAUUUUAGAAACAGAGAUGCACACGCAUUGCUUCAAAAAGUUAGGUUUGUUGCAAAGAUCAUGAAAGGGAUUUGUUCAUGAGGUAGCCUAGCUUGUGUGUAUAGGAAAUUUGAUUUUUGAGAAAGAGAAUUAACCCUGUAUCCUCUUAAUUUUGUGAUGUUUAUUCUUGGAGGUCUAAUUAGUGUCAUUUGAAGGGAUUUUUGUAAUUAUUAUAUUGAAAACUUGUUGGGGUUUUUUUUUUUUUUUUUUUUUUUAACAGCUUGUAAUUUGGUUUUGGAUUCACCCUUUUACAAUUUAUUACUUUUUUCCAGUA